AUGAAGUUUCGAUCGGUUCUUGGACUUCAUAUGAGCAUGGACCCUGUGCUGCUAGAUGCAUGCGGCGACGUUUUGGCUGCGCAGUUUGCUGGCGUCACCAAGGUCUUGACAGGUGCUCCAGUGCAAGGCCUCUCUGUGGCAUAUGUUGUUGCCAGACAUUGCGAAGUACCUAUGAUCUUUGCCCGUACUGGUGUCCCCCUCACCAUGAAAGGCCAGAGAAUUCUGAGUGCGCAGGCACCCACUGGGACUUUUAACGUCUCGGCGGAGUUCUUUGGUCCUUCGGAUCGGGUUCUGAUCGUCGAUGACUUCUUGGCCUCUGGGCAAACUGCCAAAGCCUUGCAGCAGAUCUGCCACCCGACCAGACAUGGAAGUUGGCUGGUUUCGAUGUUGACCUGCAAAUUGAAUGCUUCAAUUUUCCCCCCCCUCGGACUUGCCCCAUCUCAGACUUAG
Molecule: messenger RNA, 450 nt
Organism: Durusdinium trenchii
Lineage: Eukaryota; Dinophyceae; Suessiales; Symbiodiniaceae
Source: the annotation of a GenBank genome assembly